AUGCCGGAGCCUGUCUGUGCCAGAGUCAGUCUUCGUAAUGCCAACUGCGCCGAAGCCGGCCCUGUUAGUGCCAACUGUGCUAGAGCCUGUCUUGGUAAUGCUUACCGUGCCCCAACUGGUUUUGGUAAUGCUAACCAUGCCACAACUGGUCUUGGUAAUGCUAACUGUGCUGCAGCCAAGUUUGGUAAAGCUAACUGUGCUGGAGCCGGUCUUUGUAAUGCUAACUGCACUGGAGCUAGUCUUUUUAAUGCUAAUUGCGUUGGAGCUGGUCUUGGCAAUGGCAACUCUGGUAAUGCUAACUGUGCUGGAGUUGGUUUUUGUAAUGCUAACUGUGCUGGAGUCCAUCUUUGUAAUUCUAACUGUGCUGGAGCUUUUCUUGGUAAUGCUAACUGCACUAGAGCUGGGCUUGGUAAUGCCAACCAUGCUGGAGCUGGUCUUGGUAAUGCCAGAUGCGCCAAAGUCGGUUUUGGUAAUGCUAACUGUGCCAUAUCCGGUCUUGCUAAUGCCAGCCACGCCAUAGCUGGUCUUGGUAGUACCAACUGCGCCAGGCCCAGUCUUGAUAGUGCCAACCGUGUUGGGCCCAGUCUUGGUAGUGCCAGCCAUGUUGGGCCUGGUGUUGCUAGUGCCAGCUGCACUAGGCCCUGUGUUUCUAGUGCCAACCACGCUGGGCCCUGUGUUGCUCGUGCUGGCUACGCCUGGCCUGAUGUUACUUGUGCCAGUCGCGCCGGGCCUGGUGUUGCUGGUGCCAGUUGCGCCGGGCCCACUGUUGCUAGUGCCAGCUGGGCUGAGCCCGGUGUUGCUAGUGCCAGUCACACUGGGCUCGGUGUUGCUAGUGCCAGUCACACUGGGCUCGGUGUUGCUAGUGCCAGUCACACUGGGCUCGGUGUUGCUAGUGCCAGUCACACUGGGCUCGGUGUUGCUAGUGCCAGUCACACUGGGCUCGGUGUUGCUAGUGCCAGUCAAGCCAGGCCUGGUGUUGGUAGUGCCAUGCGCCCCGGGCUCGGUGUUGAUAAUGUCAAUCACACUAGACCCAGACCUGGUGGUGUUAACUGCACUAGACCCAGUCUUGGUAAUGCUAACCGCACUAGACCCAGUAUUGGUAAUGCCAACUGCACUAGGCCCAGUGUUGGUAAUGCCAACCGCACUAUGCUCAGUAUUGGUAAUGCCAACAGCAGUAGACCCAGUCUUGGUAAUGCCAACCAUACUAGACCUAGUCUUGGUAGUGCUAACCACACUAGACCCAGUCCUGGUGGUGUUAACAGCACAGUCCUGAUUCAUGAAGGCAAAGGAAGACGAAGAUCUAGCAUGAAGAACAACUAA
Messenger RNA from Octopus sinensis (East Asian common octopus), 1320 nucleotides. Its product is annotated as ATP-dependent RNA helicase glh-2-like. The record is from RefSeq and is a predicted model, not a curated record. NCBI's taxonomy places the organism in Eukaryota, Metazoa, Mollusca, Cephalopoda, Octopoda, Octopodidae. Bases 1 to 1320 code for a protein of 439 amino acids. The transcript is spliced from 3 exons.